This is a messenger RNA of Molossus molossus (Pallas's mastiff bat), 342 nucleotides long. It is a transcript of the gene PRM3, whose product is annotated as protamine 3. Gene Ontology annotation, biological process: flagellated sperm motility. The record is from RefSeq and is a predicted model, not a curated record. Gene Ontology annotation, cellular component: cytoplasm. Bases 73 to 342 code for a protein of 89 amino acids. The transcript has a single exon. NCBI's taxonomy places the organism in Eukaryota, Metazoa, Chordata, Mammalia, Chiroptera, Molossidae.
CAACCCUCACAGCCCCUCCACUUCCCCCCAGUGGCUUUCCCUCCCAGUCCGGAGAAGCAGCCGAAGCAGGCAAUGGGUUCCCACUGUGGCAAGCUGGGCACGAGUCACAGCCGGGGCCACGAAUCCUCCAUAAAGAAGCUCGUGGCCUGCAUCAGUCAAGACAACUUCUCCCUGUCCUCAGAGGAUGAGGAAGAGGAGGAGGGGGAAGAAGAGGAGGAGGAGGAGGAGGAGCUCCCGGUACAGGGCAAGCUGCUGCUGAUGGAGCCCGAGAGGCAGGAAGAGGGCGCCGAAGACGACCCCGUGGCCCAGCAGAGCCCCAAGUCCAAGCAGGCGCACUCCUGA